UCAGCUGGGUGUUUCCAUGACUUGAUUGUGUGAUUACUUGUUGUCUGAUGACUUAUUUGUCUAGUUGACUCACUUGUCCACUUGUUUGUACCUGGCUCACAUUCUGAUCAUUUGUGAACUUGUUACUAUAUUAUAAAGUGUGAUAAGACCACCAUGCUUAAAAUACUUUUGAUUUCUCACAAGGCAUCGGAAACAUUUAUUCCACCACAGGCAGCAAUAAAUAGGCUGCAGGUCUCGUCUUGAGGAGGAGGACGUGAAGACAUGGAUCCAACACAGUUUGAACACGGCGCAAAGCCCGGCGACCUCAUCGAGAUCUUCCGUGGAUCAUUUGAGCACUGGGCUGUCUACAUUGGCGGGAAUGAAGUUGUUCAUUUCACGGGCGGUGACUCGGGCUCUCUUGGGAACACGUUGCUGGCCCUGACCGCCAGCGUCGCCCAGGUGAUGCGUGACAAGAUCUGGGAGGUGAUUCACGGCGACCGUUUCCAAAUCAACAACCUGCUCGACGACAAGUACGAGCCUCGAGAGCGCCACGUCAUCGUGAGGGAGGCCUGCAGGAUGGUGGGCUCGGUGCUGAAGUACAGCGUCGUCUCUCUGAACUGUGAGCACUUUGCCACCAAGCUACGCUACGGCCGGCCGGAGUCUCGACAGAGACGUUUCCUGGAGGUGCUGGCUGGUCCUCUGCUGCCCUCCCGACAUCUGCAUCUGGCGCGUGGGAGUUCCUCUCCUGUAGGGUGGCGGACAACGGUGUACAGGAGCGCAGCGAUCUGCCCACUCAUCCUGUGCACCAGCCGGUGACCGGUGGCCCGGGGCCUGUCGAAGGCCCUGGCCACCACCCGAUAGGAGGUGGCGCUGGCAAGCCAAAAAAUAAAAACUAGACAGGAGAUCUCGGGGCCCCAACCGUGGUCAGUCAGUGCCCAGCACAGCCAUGAGGGCGUUGAAUGACUCUCGGUGAGCCUGAAGUCCACCCUCAUGUCACUGUGGCCAUCACAACACAACGCCAGCAGUGGCAUUGCAACAUUGAUACGGCAGCGCCGCCUGGGACUGGGUGGCUGCUGUAGAGUGUGGGGAGGGGAAGGGAAGGGAAGAUUAUAUUAAUAUGUAAGUCAUUUUAUCAAUAAAAUGUCGUCAUUGAG
Messenger RNA from Pseudoliparis swirei, 1133 nucleotides. RefSeq names its product phospholipase A and acyltransferase 4-like. The record is from RefSeq and is a predicted model, not a curated record. Bases 262 to 795 code for a protein of 177 amino acids. The transcript has 4 exons. Gene Ontology annotation, biological process: N-acylphosphatidylethanolamine metabolic process. Gene Ontology annotation, molecular function: glycerophospholipid phospholipase A1 activity; A2-type glycerophospholipase activity. NCBI's taxonomy places the organism in Eukaryota, Metazoa, Chordata, Actinopteri, Perciformes, Liparidae. Gene Ontology annotation, cellular component: cytoplasm.